This is a messenger RNA of Sitodiplosis mosellana (orange wheat blossom midge), 1290 nucleotides long. RefSeq names its product BTB/POZ domain-containing protein 6-A-like. The record is from RefSeq and is a predicted model, not a curated record. The coding region runs from base 218 to 1054 and encodes 278 amino acids. The transcript has 2 exons. Lineage: Eukaryota; Metazoa; Arthropoda; Insecta; Diptera; Cecidomyiidae. Gene Ontology annotation, molecular function: protein binding.
CACAAGCUAUGUGAAGAAAACACACCACUUGAAAUGUCAAAGUAUUGCGCAACAAAAGUCUAGUUCACAUCAUAAAACUUUAAAAUUAGAUUUUCGUCGAUAGUUUUGAUUCUUAUUCGAGUUUUCAUACUAAAAAUCAACGUAAUUGAUUACACAUUACUUGAAUCAUAUUUAGAGCAACGAAAGUUCUGAAAAGUGCUGAAAACGUUAAGCAACGAUGACCGACAGCGUGUUUGAAGGAAAAAACCAAUUACCUCGCAGCAAUUCCGAAAAGUUCUACCUCGAUUCGAAUUUGGCUGAUGUAAAAUUUGUGUUCAACGCUGGAACUGAUCAUGUUGAAUAUAUCCAAGCACAUAAAAUGAUCCUGUCUAUUGGCAGUUCGGUGUUCGCUAACAUGUUUUAUGGUUCAUCGACCAAACAAGAUGAUGUUCCAAUUGACGACGUGUCUGCUGUGGCAUUCAAGGAAUUUUUGCAAUUUUUCUAUUUAACCACACUUCGACUUACGUCCAAACACAUCGCCGACGUUAUCAAUUUGUGCAAAAAGUAUAAGCUAGUAGGGGUGCUGGCAAUCUGUGAGGCUGCAUUGCGAAAGUCACUCACCAUCGACAACAUGUUCUCUGUCUAUGCUAUAGCCAUUCAUUACGAGCUUACGAACACGAUCUUCUUUUGCGAGAUGCAAAUGGUACAAAAUGCGGAAGCAAUUUUGGAAUCAACGAAUUUUUUAACAUGCAAACGCGAUCUGAUUGAUCAUGUAACUCAGUUGGUGACACCGGAACUGGAAAUGAAACUGAAAGUCGGCAGUGCAUGGGUGAUUGUUAAUGCAUACAUGGCAUGGGCAAAAGCCGAAUGUGGACGAAACAAUCUGGAAAAAACCACAGCAAAUCUCAGGGCACAGCUGGGACAAUCAUUUGCUAAUAUUCCAUUUGUUGAAUUGAGUUCCAUGCGUUUCGAACAGUUUUUGACUAACUACAAUGGUUUUUUAAGCGAAUCAGAUGUGCGACGAUUACGACAACAACGACGACUACGACAACAACGGAAACGAGAACGAUUUUGAAUUGGAUUUUAUGGAUUUUGAUGGUAAAUUUGAUAAGCCGGAUUAUGACAUAAAUUAACCAUUCCAGUAACAAUGAUUGAAAAAAAAAUACUCGCAAGGAAUAGGUUCUACUCAUAAAUGUAAACACACACACUUUUCUACUCAAUUGAAAUAAGUCCAAAGUAUCAUAGAAUUAGUUGAUUACAAUCACUUCAAUUAAAGAUUCAAAAUAUGUCAAAGAAGAUCAUUCAUCAAAU